Molecule: messenger RNA, 855 nt
Organism: Ipomoea triloba (trilobed morning glory)
Lineage: Eukaryota; Viridiplantae; Streptophyta; Magnoliopsida; Solanales; Convolvulaceae
Product: zinc finger protein ZAT5-like
Exons: 1
Coding region: 1-855 (284 amino acids)
Source: RefSeq, a predicted model, not a curated record
AUGAAGGCUGAGUUUCAAGAUUUUGCCGAUCAGAUGAUGCCGUGCAAAGGGCCGCGUACUAAACGUCCCCGGGCAUCGCCCCCGGUUGGGGUGGCUGUUGAUUCUAGCCCUUCCCGGGAUGGUGAUAGUACUAAGCAUCCCCCAGUUGGUGUGGCCUUUGAUUCUAGCCCUUCGGAGGAUAGUGGUUCGUCGCUUGUUCAUUCUCCGGCAAGUUCUUGUAGUCAGAUGUCCAUGGCAACCCAGGAAGACGAGAACAUGGCGCAUUGCUUGAUUCUCUUGGCAAAAAGUGCAGGUAAUGAUGUUAAGGUAGAGAGAAUUAGUUGCCGGAAAUCCUCUGACGCUGACACGGCCGCCGCUGUGGCCACUGUGACCGCAGUGGCCACCACCACAAGUGUUUACGAGUGCAAGACAUGCAACCGGAAAUUCCCAUCAUUUCAAGCUCUUGGUGGCCAUAGAGCAAGUCACAGUAAGCCCAAACUCAUACCGGAGGAUCACAAAAAAUCCACACCGCUCGAUCACCAAGAAAUUCAAGACAAAACACUCGAGAAAACAAACAAGACUAAGAUUCACGAGUGUUUGAUUUGUGGGUCACUGUUCUUUUCGGGCCAAGCCUUGGGUGGCCACAUGAGAAGACACAGGCCACUACACAUCAACACCACUACUACCAUGAAGGAUGCUUCCAUGGAGGAUGAUGAUGAUAAAGAGAAGCCUAAACCUGUUUUCACACUUGAUCUUAACUUACCUGCUCCAGAUGACGAUGAAGCUGAUGACGAAGAUACAACCAUGUUUGAAUUCUCAGACAAGCAACAAAGCUCUGCUUUCUCCACCUCGGCUAUGGUGGAUUGUCAUUACUAA